Molecule: messenger RNA, 4519 nt
Organism: Bradysia coprophila
Lineage: Eukaryota; Metazoa; Arthropoda; Insecta; Diptera; Sciaridae
Source: RefSeq, a predicted model, not a curated record
UUUUUUAUUUAUAAGUACGUUGGAUGCUGAUUUUUUAUUCGCUCAAAAGCAACAGCAAUAAAAAAAACUUUUUGAAUAGAAUUUUCAAAUGAGUCGUUCGGCAACCGUAAUGAUUGCAUUCAAUUGCCUGUUCAUAUUUGGAUUUUCCGUUCAUUUGGUGUCAAGUGAUGUUAGUCUAACGAUCGGUUCGAAUCGACCGAGCGUGAAAAUAGAACCUACCGUUCGAUCGAAUUAUGAAGCUCCACACGGAUAUGAGUACAGUGGAUCGUAUUCAACCGUAGCUCCGGAAAGGAACGCUCAAUAUGUCAGCUCCAGUAAUAAGGGUCAAUAUGUUGGUUUCUUCUCAACGGCGGCACCAGAAAUCAAAUAUCUUGGUUCGAGUUAUUCGUCUGGGGUUUCCGAAAACAAGGCUCAAUACGUCGGAUCUUACUCGACAGUAGCUCCAGAUAGCAAAGCUCAAUACGUUAGUUCUUACUCAACCGUAGCUCCGGAAAACAAAGUACACUACGUCAGCUCUUAUUCAGCACAAGCUCCAGAAAACAAGGCGCAAUACGUUGGAUCUUACUCGACAGUAGCCCCAGAAAACAAAGCUCAAUACGUUAGUUCUUACUCGACAGUAGCACCGGAAAACAAGGCGCAAUACGUUGGCUCUUACUCGACAGCAGCUCCAGAUAACAAAGCUCAAUACGUUAGUUCUUACUCAACCGUAGCUCCGGAAAACAAAGUACAAUACGUCAGCUCUUAUUCAGCACAAGCUCCAGAAAACAAGGCGCAAUACGUUGGAUCUUACUCGACAGUAGCCCCAGAAAACAAAGCUCAAUACGUUAGUUCUUACUCGACAGUAGCACCGGAAAACAAGGCGCAAUACGUUGGCUCUUACUCGACAGCAGCUCCAGAUAACAAAGCUCAAUACGUUGGUUCUUACUCGACAGUAGCACAGGAAAACAAGGCGCAAUACGUUGGCUCUUACUCGACAGCAGCUCCUGAUAACAAAGCUCAAUACGUUAGCUCUUACUCGACAGUAGCUCCGGGAAACAAGGCGCAAUACGUUGGCUCUUACUCGACAGCAGCUCCAGAUAACAAAGCUCAAUACGUUAGCUCUUACUCGACAGUAGCUCCGGAAAACAAGGCGCAAUACGUCGGAUCUUAUUCAGCACAAGCUCCAGAAAACAAGGCGCAAUACGUUGGCUCUUACUCAACCGUAGCUCCGGAAAACAAAGCACAAUACGUCAGCUCUUAUUCAGCACAAGCUCCAGGAAACAAGGCGCAAUACGUUGGAUCUUACUCGACAGUAGCCCCAGAAAACAAAGCUCAAUACGUUAGUUCUUACUCGACAGUAGCACCGGAAAACAAGGCGCAAUACGUUGGCUCUUACUCGACAGCAGCUCGAGAUAACAAAGCUCAAUACGUUGGUUCUUACUCGACAGUAGCACAGGAAAACAAGGCGCAAUACGUUGGCUCUUACUCGACAGCAGCUCCUGAUAACAAAGCUCAAUACGUUAGCUCUUACUCGACAGUAGCUCCGGGAAACAAGGCGCAAUACGUUGGCUCUUACUCGACAGCAGCUCCAGAUAACAAAGCUCAAUACGUUAGCUCUUACUCAACCGUAGCUCCGGAAAACAAAGCACAAUACGUCAGCUCUUAUUCAGCACAAGCUCCAGAAAACAAGGCGCAAUACGUUGGAUCUUACUCGACAGUAGCCCCAGAAAACAAAGCUCAAUACGUUAGUUCUUACUCGACAGUAGCACCGGAAAACAAGGCGCAAUACGUUGGCUCUUACUCGACAGCAGCUCCAGAUAACAAAGCUCAAUACGUUGGUUCUUACUCGACAGUAGCACAGGAAAACAAGGCGCAAUACGUUGGCUCUUACUCGACAGCAGCUCCUGAUAACAAAGCUCAAUACGUUAGCUCUUACUCGACAGUAGCUCCGGGAAACAAGGCGCAAUACGUUGGCUCUUACUCGACAGCAGCUCCAGAUAACAAAGCUCAAUACGUUAGCUCUUACUCGACAGUAGCUCCGGAAAACAAGGCGCAACACGUCGGAUCUUAUUCAGCACAAGCUCCAGAAAACAAGGCGCAAUACGUUGGCUCUUACUCAACCGUAGCUCCGGAAAACAAAGCACAAUACGUCAGCUCUUAUUCAGCACAAGCUCCAGAAAACAAGGCGCAAUACGUUGGCUCUUACUCGACAGCAGUUCCAGAUAACAAAGCUCAAUACGUUAGUUCUUACUCAACCGUAGCUCCAAAUACCAAAGCUCAAUACGUUAGCUCUUACUCGACAGUAGCUCCGGGAAACAAGGCGCAAUACGUUGGAUCUUACUCGACAGUAGCUCCAGAUAACAAAGCUCAAUACGUUAGCUCUUACUCGACAGCAGCUCCGGGAAACAAGGCUCAAUACGUCGGAUCUUACUCGACAGUAGCACCGGAAAACAAUGCGCAAUAUGUUGGCUCUUACUCGACAGUAGCUCCAGAUAACAAAGCUCAAUAUGUUAGUUCUUACUCAACCGUAGCGCCAAAUACCAAAGCUCAAUACGUUAGCUCUUACUCGACAAUAGCACCGGAAAACAAGGCACAAUACGUUGGAUCUUUCUCGACAGUAGCCCCAGAAAACAGCGCUCGGUAUUCGACAUCAUCAUCAUCAAGCAACAGUUACAACUCGUACCCAUCAGGACAGAUUGCUUCCGAUCGCAGCUACGUCUCUGCGAAACAGGAGUACAAUCCUCAAUACCAAAACGACCGGGGCGUGCUAUUGAUAUCAAAGGAAUUGCAAGUUCCAUUUUUGUCGUCGAAGAAGAGCGAAAAAUCUGAAGGAUGUGAUGACACGAAGGACGACAACGUAAAUCAGGUUCAAGUUCAAAGCUCGGAUCAAGGCUUGGUUCAAGGCUCAGUCGGAAGCUCGGACCAAGGCUUGGCUCAAGGCUCAGUCGGAAGCUCGGACCAAGGCUUGGCUCAAGGCUCAGUCGAAAGCUCGGUUCAACCCGAUCGCGACACGAACGUUAAGGAUUACAACAAUGAAAGUCAGGACAACGAAAAUUCAAACAGGGACAAUCACAAUUAUGGAAACGUCGAAUAUAAUGUACCAGCAGCGCCAGUCUAUAGAACAAGCAAGUAUGAGAUUCGACGACCUGGUAUCAGGAAAGAAUUUUACGAUAUCGAAGAGAAAGUCUUCAUAAAGCCUGCAGGAACUGCAAUUUUUGAGUUGCAGCACGACAAACCCCACAGCUCGGCCAUAGUAAACAAACACAUUUAUCAGCAACAAUCAUCGCCACAAUAUCCACAAUAUCCCCAAUAUUCGGAUGACGAUUCACAAUAUUAUCCGGAACAACAAUAUGCAAACCAUGGCUACAGUCACGGUUACAAUCCAGUUCUCAUACAACCUGCUCAAUCACCUGCGUAUCCCUACACUCCCGUUGUUGCACAACCACCAAGAACUCAUCCGAACACGUACAAUUACAAUCCCGUAUAUCCGUCCACAGCGAUAACACCGGGAUAUGUUCCUCCAUUAGGAAGCGGUUAUCUUCCCCCAUGUGAAGAUAUUCCAAGUGUACCCUCGAAGCCACAUCCGCCAUCCUCACAACAUGAACUCAGUGACGAAUACGACGAGAAUGACCAACAUGACUAUGACUCUGACGCUGGCUACAUCACACCCAUAAACGAACAAAGUCAGGACAUCAAGUAUGCCACAAGCAAAUCUAACUCCCAUCGAGAUCGAGAAUACUAUAGAGUACCUCAACCAACUUCUGGAUACAGUCAGGAUUCAAGGAUUGAUCGACUACGAGUGGAAUAUAAAAAUCAACGUGGCGAUCUUGCACAGUUGAAGGCAAAUCAAUAUCCCCAACAAUUCUACCACGAAUAUGUUCCAAAUGUUAAUGUUGAUCAAAAGCAAGUGCAAAUUCGACCCAAUGGUGACGCACCCGCAAAAUACAGUCAGGAGAAAGUUAGCAGUCCGGUGGAAAUUGAAAACUCGCAACGAUUACUGGACUUGUAUUCGGCCAACGGUGAUGUCACAGAAGUUGGCUUCGGCCAUGGUGCCAAAACUCAACAAUACAAAGUCCCAAACAACAGUGUUCCGGCGCGUGUCGUAUCCGUAACACCAGCACCACAAUAUGCUAACUAUGUAGACGAACAAACCAAAAGUCGUCGGGUGGCUUUGACUCAGCCGCUAUAUACCGUUCAACAAGUAGAAGUCCGAGAACAUAAUCACAGACUUGUUGAAGAUGUCCAGCACGACGGUGUUGCACCAAGUGUACGUGCAUUUGAAAAGCUACGACUUAUUGGCGGAUCGUUUGGAAAGUCAUCGUCAUCAGCGUCACGUGCAACUGAUGUGAAUAGCGAAGUAGAGUAUGUGACGCCAGUACCCCAAGAGUAUGGUCAUUUGAGAGCCGCAUCGCCGGCACCAGAAAAUCUGCAGAAGUGAUUCUUCGUUUGAUAUGGAAUUAAGAUGGUCAAAAUUUGUGUAGAUUUUACGUUAAGUUUAAUUGUUGAAUAUAUUUUUAUCGAGAUUUUGAAAGAGUUUGAC